Molecule: messenger RNA, 564 nt
Organism: Sporothrix brasiliensis 5110
Lineage: Eukaryota; Fungi; Ascomycota; Sordariomycetes; Ophiostomatales; Ophiostomataceae
Exons: 2
Coding region: 1-564 (187 amino acids)
Source: RefSeq, a predicted model, not a curated record
AUGGUCCAACUCACGUCGUUCGCUCUCGCCUUGGUGGCCUUCACCCUCGGUACCCAAGCCGGCCCCUGUGCUACUUGCAAGCCGGCAAAUGUUGUCCAGGACGGCAGCUUCGAGGACGCCUCUUCCACUGCGUGGACCUUUGACAGCGGUGUCACGGUCCAGACCGACGCUCCCGGGGCGGACUAUUCCGUCAGCGGCACAAACUACGUGAGCUUCGACGUCGCGCAACGGGAAGACCGCCAGCGAUACAGCAUCUCCCAGCAGCUGACGGGACUCACGCCGAGUCAGCCAUACUCGCUGCAGUUUACCUGGGAACUGACCGACGCCAGUGGCAUUUACGACGGUGGCGUUGAUAUCAUGAUCCUACUGGACGGCGUCGAAGUCGAUUAUACCAGCACUCAGGGCCGCGGAGACUUGGACCGGGUCACGCUACACACCGCGACCAUCACGCCCACGUCGUCCGCUCCCGUCUUGCAGAUUAGCUGUGGUGGCAGUGGAAACUACUUCUACGGUGCGACCGUAGCGAUCGAUGACAUUAGUGUGGUGAGGAUUUGUAUUCAGUGA